This is a messenger RNA of Sparassis crispa, 7224 nucleotides long. RefSeq lists its product as hypothetical. Lineage: Eukaryota; Fungi; Basidiomycota; Agaricomycetes; Polyporales; Sparassidaceae. Gene Ontology annotation, biological process: DNA integration. The coding region runs from base 1 to 7224 and encodes 2407 amino acids. The record is from RefSeq and is a predicted model, not a curated record. Gene Ontology annotation, molecular function: nucleic acid binding. The transcript is spliced from 14 exons.
AUGAGGGCUUCCACGGCCAUCCCGACCAUCUGGGACACCCUGCAUAUCGCGACGACCUCGUUCGAGCUGCCGGUCUCAUCGGACGUGCUGUACCUCGUCUCCCACGGGAGUCUGUCCUUUGCGAGCGGCUCUGUUCAGAUCACUGACGAAGGGAGCGCCGGCUCCGAUGUCGCGGACGUUGAGAUCACAGCUUUCUUCGACCACGAGCAUGAGUUCGCCUUGACAAGGGUCUGCGCCCUAACCGCCUGCGGAGGGGGUGAACGGCGUCGGUAUAUUCGUAAGCACCCACUUUUACUCGCAGGCGGCACCAUCAAGUUUGAUUCGAGAUCAAGGUUAAGUUGCCCGCCGCACCCGUCCCCUCUCUUCAUCAACAAAUUCGAAACACAUUUGCCCUGGUUUGCACACCAUGUUGGGGACCUGAAGGACAGCGUGUACUUCGGCAGAGUCUCCCUCCGCAGCGCGUUCAUAGGUUACGACGUUUCGUCUCUGUUCGGAGAACACAUCGACGUCACGACGACCCUCAGCGCGAUCAAAGGCUCAUUCAACCCCUCGUCCUACCUCACGCUACACACCUCCAAUGCGCCCAUCUCCGUCCAGGUCGGGAUGUUGAACGACCCUGAAGGAAAUCACACCGUGGUCGAGAUACACACCAGCAAUGGCCCAAUAAAAGCGAACAUGGACCUCCUCUCCGCGGCGUCCUCCGGCACGGGCGGGAACUUCUCCGUCGACGCCCGCACGCCGCAGUCGACUCAGUGCUGCGCCUGUCGCGCUCACGUCGAACUCGCCCGCACGCGCAGUCCUGCACCCAACGUUCGAGGGCGCAUUCGCGCUUGCGUCGUCGUUCCCGUUCACGCCUGCCGUCGACCGCAACACGGACGUGGUGGACCUCGCGGGGUGCGGACGCGGGCGCCAGCGCAUAUUGUGAUCUUGCAAUCACUGGGUAUUGCCACACAGGGGAAUUUAUCCACGCUGGAUUUGAACUUUAUCAACCCGACUGCUCUUCCCAAGCAAUACAUCGAUCUCCUCCCAUCUCAGGCAGAGUGGGACGCACAGAGGAACGUACACGUUUUAAACGGACGACCUUUACUCAUCAGACCAGAUCAACACAUUGAUCACCCAAGUGGUGACUACGAAGCAGGCCUACCCCAUAACGUUGGAGGGCUCGUACUAUCACACAUCGCAGACAGCGGCAUACCUAUCUCUUAUCCAGGAGAAAGACCAGACGCCCCUUGGAACCCCCCUGUCCAGGAUCCCGUACCCCAACCGAUUCUUGCACCAAUUAUAUCCGAUUACAUACCACCGAUGGCUACAGUUACCAUGGAUGAAGGACGUCACCAUGUUAGCCAGAAGGAACUUGGUUUUAGAAAACCCGAGAUCUUCAACGGUUCAGACCAUUCGAAGCUUAGGGAAUUUAUAAACCAAUGCAAGAAUUACAUGGCCGGAAAUAGCCAUGUCUACCAGGAGGACAAUCAGAAGAUCGCAUUCGUGCUAUCGCACAUGCAAGGAGGAACAGCAGGAUCAUGGGCACAGAGCUUCAUAGAAACGGAACUCACCAAUGAUGACUUCCUUUCUUAUGGGAGUUGGAGAGACUUCAUUGCAAGUGUGAACAAAGCAUUUGGCGAUGAAAAUAUUGAAGAAACCGCUCGUACCUUGCUGCGUAACAUCAAGCAAGGAACUCGUACUGCGGACGACUACAUUGCCGAAUUCCGAUCGCUUGAAUCCAAGGCGAAACUAGAAGAUGCCGGAAAUAUCGAGUAUUUCAAGUGGGGACUUAACGACCCACUCAGACAAAGGAUAUAUGGGAUGGAAAGCAUGCCCAAGACACUUGACAAGUGGUACGAAUACACCUCGCGGUUUGAUAACCAAUGGAGAUCUGCUCAGAUCUUCAAGCGAGGAACCACUACGACGACGCGAGGAAAGGGCCGAUCUGUCCAUCGUCCCUACUACUCGGCUUCUGCAAAGGAUCCAAACGCGAUGGAUGUUGAUCGUGUCAGUAUCUCGCGCUUAUCCCCAGACGAGCGACAGAAGAGAAUGAAAGAAGGACUAUGUUUCCUAUGCGGAAAGAAGGGCCAUAUAGCCAACGACAGACAAUUUCACCCCCAGUCUGGAAGUUUCACCCGUGCUAGAACGAUACAGCCCGGGUUAGACACAGACACGAUCACAUGGAUCAAGAAGAUGCGAGAAGACCUCGCACAGAAGAAGGAGACGUCGAAGGAAGAAACCAGAGAGGAACAGAUCGCCUAUGUGCGAAACGUCUUCAACGACAUGACUGACGAAGAACGAACCCAAUUGGAAAAGGAAGACGUUACAACAGAAGCCUUGAUCGACUCCGGUGCAGCCGAAACGUUCAUGAACAUUCAUUUUGCGGAAGAAAACGAUUUCAUCAGAUGGGAAUUACCAAAACCGAUUACAGUCAUGAAUGCAGAUGGCACACCAAAUCAAAUGGGCACCAUUACUCAUUGUACCUGGAAGAUGAUGAAAAUCGGAGGAAGGAAGACACUUACUCGCUUCCUCUUGACCGGCAUUGGCAAAGAAAACAUACUUCUCGGCAUGCCGUGGCUUAAACGCCUCAAUCCAAUGAUCAACUGGGAAACCGGUGACUUUUGGUUUGGUAAAGACGCCAAAUGGCCACCGAAACCCACCGUCGAAGAUGCACCAGAUGAAGAAGUUUCGAUUUUCAAGGAAGAUGGACUCCCAGAGUUAAUCACCACCGAAACUUCCCCUACCUCAUUUAGACAUUCGGAGUCUAUUAGAGAAAUCACAGCCGAUAACACUGAGCGUGGCGAGUUACCCGCAGUGCGGAAUGAUACUGAACCAGAUGACCCACCAUCAGAAACCCCUAUGGAUCAGCUCGAUGACGACGAUCUAGUUAUAUCCUAUAUCGCAGGAGAGCCAGUUAUUGGGAUAUUUGAACCCAUCAGGAAGGAGUCACCUUUGACGAAUGAAGAGACUGAAACCACAGUCUUCACCAUACGAAGAGGCCCCGCCAUUGGAAGAAUGACACACAGUACUCGAUCCCCAUUAUUCUGUAACGCACAGAAUACGGUCUUUUACAAACCAUCCGGAAAAUCACAAGAAUUGGCACAACAGGCACACAAGGAAGCAUCAGCUGUAGACAAACCCAAAACCGUCGAGGAGUUGGUCCCCAACUACCUCCACGAUUUGAAGUCCGUCUUUGAAAAGAAAGCAGCUGAACGCUUUCCAGAAACCAGACCUUGGGACCACGCCAUUGACUUGAAACCCGAUUUUAUUCCACACGACUGUAAAGUCUAUCCGUUAUCGCUCAAAGAACAAGGAGCGAUGGAUGACUUCCUGGAAGAAAAUCUGCGAAAAGGAUACAUCCGACCAUCGAAAUCUCCCAUGGCUUCACCAUUUUUCUUCGUAGGAAAGAAAGACGGAGCACUACGUCCCUGUCAGGAUUACCGAUACCUGAAUGAAGGGACGGUGAAGAACGCCUAUCCUCUUCCGCUCAUUUCUGACCUUAUGGAUCAAUUCAAAGGCGCAUCGAUCUUUACGAAAAUGGACUUACGCUCCGGAUAUAACAAUGUCAGAAUCAAAGAUGGUGACCAAUGGAAGGGUGCAUUUAAGACGAAUCGCGGACUUUUCGAACCUAUGGUCAUGUUCUUUGGACUCUGCAACUCCCCGGCGACUUUCCAAAUGAUGAUGAACGCACUCUUCAAGGACAUGAUCGAUGAGGGAUGGAUAGUCAUUUACAUGGAUGAUAUCCUCAUCUUCUCAAACGAUUUGGAAGAACAUCACGUUCGAACCCGACACGUACUCCAACGACUUAAAGACAGCGACUUAUUCCUUAAACCGGAAAAGUGUUUCUUUGACGUUAAAGAAGUCGAAUUCCUAGGCAUGAUCAUUCGAGAAAACUACAUUGGCAUGGAUCCUAUCAAACUUAAAGGAAUUGCAGAAUGGCCUGAACCAACCACGGUAAAAGGUGUUCGCUCUUUCCUAGGGUUUGGAAACUUCUAUCGGAAGUUUAUUGCCAACUUCUCGGAUAUUGCCAAACCAUUGACGAAUCUUACGCGCACUGUCGCUGGAUCUCCACCUUUUGAAUGGACAACAGAAUGUCAGACAGCUUUCGACACAUUGAAGCAACGAUUCAGUACCGCCCCAGUACUGUUACUGCCUGACAAGGCAAAACCCUUUAUUGUUGAAUCCGACGCUUCCAAGUUUGCUACGGGUGCAGUUUUACGCCAAGCCGAUAUCAAUGGAGACCUCCAUCCUUGUGCCUACAUUUCACAGACACUCAAUCCAGCUGAACGGAACUACGAAAUCUACGACCGCGAACUCCUCGGAAUCAUUCGAGCCCUCACUGAAUGGCGCCAUUAUCUUGAAGGCUCUCCCCAUCCCGUCGAAGUUCGCAGUGAUCACAAGAACCUCACGUACUUCCGUACAGCUCAGAAGUUAAACCGCCGACAAGCACGAUGGAGUCUCAAAUUAUCACAAUUUGAUCUUCACCUCAUCCAUGUCCCUGGAACUCAGAUGAUCCAAUCUGAUGCGCUCUCUCGUCGUAAUGGACUCGAUGACAGUGAAAGUGACAACGAAGAUCGCAUUCUUUUACCCAACGCACUAUUCGUGCGAUCCAUUUCCCCGACACUAUUCGACGAAAUCAGGAAUCACGCAGCAAAAGACCUCAUUGUUCACGAAGCCCUCGAAGCGAUUGCACACAAAGGGCCAUUCCCCAUGAAAUCAUCGCUUUCCGACUGGGAAGUUCGCGAUGGUGUCAUCCUCUACAAGGGAAAGAUUUACGUUCCACCAUCCGAAACUCUUCGUCGUGACCUCGUUCGACUACAUCACGACUCCCCUGCCAUGGGUCACCCUGGAAAGUUCAAUACUCUUGAACUGUUACGUCGUGAAUUCUGGUGGCCCGGCAUGUAUACAUUUGUCUACAAUUAUGUUGAAGGCUGUGCCGCCUGUCAACAAAUGAAACCGAAUACUCAUCCAACUCGUAUUCCUUUGGAACCAAUUCCCACCGACCCACACGCAUUACCAUUUUCCUGUUGCACCACUGAUUUUAUUACCGACCUCCCCGUUUCCAACGGUUUUGAUUCAAUUAUGGUCGUAGUAGACCAUGACCUUACGAAGGGGGUGAUUCUUACGCCCUGCCUCAAAACGAUCACAGCUGAAGGAACGGCCAAGAUUUUUCAUGACAAAGUAUACUCGCGAUUUGGAUUACCCGACCGAAUCAUCUCGGAUAGAGGACCUCAAUACGCAUCCAAGGUCUUCCAAGAGUUAAAUCGACUACUCCAGAUCAGAUCAUCAAUGAGCACAGCUUAUCACCCUCAGACGGACGGAGAAACAGAGCGAGUCAACCAGGAGCUGGAAAUCUAUCUUCGACUCUAUUGCGGAAACAACCCUGAAACAUGGGCCGACCGCCUGCCAGACCUCGAGUUUUGUCAUAACACAAGGGAACACUCGGCACGGAAGAUGAGCCCAUUCCGCAUCAUGAUGGGAUACGAACCACGUGGACUCCCUUCCGUAUUUCCGACCACGAACAUUCCAUCGGUUGAAUCCAGGCUUGACAUGUUGCAGAAGAUAAGGCUAGAAGCACUAGCCAUGCACGAGUUAGCCCGACAACAGAUGGCGGACCGAGUCAGACAAGGAUCGCCGAAGUUUACACUAGGACAGAAGGUCUGGCUAGACUCGAGGAACCUGAAGGUCAAUUACGCCUCGCGCAAGAUAGCACCAAAGCGUGAAGGGCCAUUCGAAAUUGCCGAAGUCAUCGGACCGGCCAACUAUCGUCUCAAACUCCCGAAGACCUGGCGAGUUCAUUCCGUAUUCCAUGCCGCCCUUCUAUCUCCUUAUCGCGAAAACGACAUACAUGGUCCGAAUUACAUGAACCCACCACCUGAUGUCGUUGAUAACGAAGAAGAGUACGAAGUCGAAGCCAUCCUGAAUCACAAGACAUACCGAGGUCAUCUGAGGCAGCUGUGGAAUGGCUCAUUGCCACUGAUUAAGUAUGUGGCACUUGAGCACUCAGCCUUCAUGAACAUGAUCAACAUUGCAGCUCGUGCACUGGAUGGAGUGACGAUACCAAACUGCAAAUGCACUCGUGAAGAGAUCAUGGACAUGUUCAAGUGUCGCCUUAUGGAGUUACAACAGAAACUAAAUAGUGACGCCGUGCAAGGGCUUGUCAAUUUGAUGUGCAACACAUGGCAGGCUUCGAACACAGAUGACUACUUUGCUAUCACAGACUUAUGGGUAGAGGAGACCGGACCUGGCUUGUGGAGUGUGCAAACUGCACUUCUCAGCUUCAUGCAGCUCAGCAAUGCUCACAACAAAAAGUGCCUCAGCCAAGCUCUAUUCAAGAUUGUUGCCCAAUUGCAGAUCACACAUAAGAUGAAGUUUGUGAAGCACAUCAGGCAUGAAAUGGGUAAGAUUUAUGAUGCCAAAAGGUGUCGCAUCCGCUGUCUUGCACAUAUUAUCAACCUCGCGAUGCAAGCCGUUAUCUCAACCUACAGCAAAUCAAAACACUUUGACCCAGAGAAGCUCAAUGAAGACCUCACAGCACCGCAGGUGACUCAGCAUGAUGAGAUUGGGCUUAUCCGAUUGAUCUGUGUGAAGAAACAUUCAUUGGCAAAGUGCAAGCGACUGUUUAAAGACAUCCAAGUGAAAGAGGACACCAAGAACCCCUUACAGCUCCUGCUAGACAUGCUGGUGCGAUGGUCCUCAAUAUUGUUGCAAUGCAUCAACACCUUCAUAUUCAAGCUUGGGUGCAAAGAGAAGGAUCAAAGCAAAAGGAAAAAACUUGAUGAGCUUGAGCUUUCCGAUCAAGAAUGGGGUCAUGUGAAGUCAUUCCUCGAUCUGCUCGCACAUGCUGAUAAUGCACAGCAGGCAUUCUCCACCGAUCAAGGACUGACCCUCCAUCUGGCCCUUCCAACACUCAAAGCCCUGCACAAGGCAUGGUCUUCUCGUGCAGAGUGCACAAAGUACGUGGACUUCAUGGAGGCACUAGAGGCAGAUAUCGCCAAGAUUGUGGAGUACUAUGAGAGGUUCGCAGACUCAGAAACAUAUACCAUUGCCAUGCGUGCAUCACCAUAUCACCAUCAUUCAAUAUUGAUACUCACACUAAGGCAUGCACGCUCAACAGUUCUUGAUCCAUCUGAGAAGAUAAACUAUAUUCGCAAGUACUGGAAUGAGGACUUGUUGAAGGAGGCACUCGAGCAUGCGGAGGUCAUGGUGCAUGUACAUUUUACUUCACUACAUACACAUUGA